AUGUCCGGCUUCUUCAACCUCGUUCUGCGCGGCGUCGCCCUGCUCUUCACAAUCAUCAUCACCGGCCUCAUCGGCAAUGUCAUUGCCCAGGACCACAACGCCUCGACCUCGGCCCGCGCCGCCGUAAACUUCACCAUGUUCGUCACGGCACUGUCGUGGGUCGUCUGCCUCUACGGCAUGGUGGCCAGCGUCAUCUCCAGCCUCGGCAUGCCCAUUGUCCUCACCGUGCUCGACGGCCUGGGCGUCCUCUUCACCUUUAUCAGCGCCAUUGUCCUCGCCGCCCGCAUCGGCGGCACAAACUGCUCCAACACGACCAACCGCCCUGGCAACUGGAUCGCCUACGGCUCCGGCAACCCCGAGCACCGCUGCCGCGAGCUGCAGGCCAGCGACGCCUUCAUGUGGUUCCUCUUUGCCACCCUCUGCGGCGGCCUCUUCCUAUCGCUCAAGGAGAUGCGCGGCGGCUCCAUGAGUGCUGCCCGCUCCUCCCGCCCGGCCAUGUCUCAGGUCUAG
Messenger RNA from Akanthomyces muscarius, 510 nucleotides. RefSeq lists its product as uncharacterized. The record is from RefSeq and is a predicted model, not a curated record. Gene Ontology annotation, cellular component: eisosome; plasma membrane. Bases 1 to 510 code for a protein of 169 amino acids. The transcript has a single exon. NCBI's taxonomy places the organism in Eukaryota, Fungi, Ascomycota, Sordariomycetes, Hypocreales, Cordycipitaceae. Gene Ontology annotation, biological process: protein localization to plasma membrane; eisosome assembly.